Molecule: messenger RNA, 4624 nt
Organism: Pogona vitticeps (central bearded dragon)
Lineage: Eukaryota; Metazoa; Chordata; Lepidosauria; Squamata; Agamidae
Gene: TSPEAR
Product: thrombospondin type laminin G domain and EAR repeats
Biological process (GO): signal transduction
Source: RefSeq, a predicted model, not a curated record
UCAAGUUUCCUGAUGUCUGCUCUGCUCCUGGUUUGGGCUGUGCUUCUGCACUUGGGGAUCAACCAGUCCCUGGCCAGAGGAGGAAAGUCAUGGGAACAUUGCACAGAUCUGCAUCCCUUGGAUAUUCUCUCUGAAGUGCUUCCCAUGAAUGGGGCAAAGAGUGGGAUACGAAUGAUUCAAAUCCAAGGUGCUCGUGGCUUCCACUUCUCUGCAUUACGCCCUCGCUUCCUCAGUUUCCCAGCAUCGCGGAUUUUCAUUUAUUGUGAUCUCUUCCCAGAGGAAUUUUCCAUUGUGUUCACCAUGAAAGCUUUCCACAUGCAAUCCAAGAGAAAUGAGUACAUAUUUACGGUUUUGGAGGAAAACAGUGACUCCCUGCUGCUUGGACUCCGAUAUUCCUGGAAUAAACUCCAUUUCCUUUUCUGGAGCAGAGAGCUCUCUAAUGGCUGGGAGACCCGGGUCACUUUUCGAGAUGUUUUUCUGGCAGAUAAUCAGUGGCACACACUGGUACUGGCAGUUUCCAGAGGCUCCUUCUCACUCACUGUGGACUGCAGCAUCCCCACAGAUGUGAUUAUGGAUGCUGUUUUCCCCACAUCCUUAACUGUGAGAGGAUCUCGCUUUUAUGUAGGAAGCAGGAGAAGGAGGAAAGGUUUCUUUACAGGCCUGUUAAGGCAGCUAGUCAUAUUACCAGGAUCUGAUGCUACCUCACGGAUGUGCACUGGCAAAAACCUUAAUCUAGCAGUACUUUCCAUCCCGCAAAUUCUGCAGGAGCUCCCUGUGAAACCAGAGGGCAAUGGGCUGCUGAAAUACCCUUAUGAAACAGACAUGAAGGUGACUUUAGGGUCCCGCCCUCCUUGCACCAAGAGUGAGAGUGGCCAGUUCUGGUUCAAUGCUGCUCAGAAAGGAUUGUAUCUGUGUAAUGGGAGUGAGUGGAUUUCCAUGCUACAAGUUGAAGAAAGAUUGGACUAUGUGGAAGAAUAUCAGAAUUUAGUUACAAAUUCUGAAACCAAGGGGAUUGAGAUCUUUGUCAUCCCCAAAGUAGGACUCUUUGCAGCUACUGCUAAUCGUUAUACUCCUCCUGGCUCAACCAUCUACAAAUGGACUGAUGAGAAAUUUGUGGCUUACCAAAAUAUUCCCACCUAUCAAGCUGAAUCCUGGAAUUUUUUCACUAUUGGAAAAAAGAUCUUCCUCGCAGUGGCUAAUUUUGAAGGGGAUGAAAUAGGGCAGGAGUUUUCUGUAAUUUACAAGUGGAACUACAGAAAAGAAAAAUUCAUCGUAUACCAAAGGAUCACCACACAUGGCGCAAGGGAUUGGGAGUCAUUUGUCAUUGAUGGAGAGGUCUUUCUGGCAGUGGCUAAUCACAGAAAAGGGGAUAACCACAAUAUAGACAGUGUCAUAUACAAGUGGAACUCAAGAACAGGGCUUUUUGAAGCCAACCAGACAAUUCCUACCUCAGGAGCCUAUGACUGGGAAUUUUUCAGCGUUGGGCCCUAUUCCUUCCUGGUGGUGGCCAACACAUUUAAUGGAACAUCCACUAAGAUCUACUCUCACAUCUACAUUUGGCUCAAUGGAGCUUUUCAGCUCUUCCAAUCAAUCUUGACUUUUGGUGCUGCUGACUGGGAGGUCUUCCACAUCAGAGACAGAGUUUUCCUCGCUGUAGCAAAUAGCCAUAGUUACGAUAGCAGAUCUGUUGCCCCAAACAGCUACCACACUAUCAAUUCUUCCAUCUAUGAGCUCAACAUCACUGCACAGCUGUUUGUCAAGUUUCAAGACAUUCUUACCUACAGUGCUCUAGAUUGGGAGUUCUUUUCUGUAGGACAAGAUAACUUUUUGGUGGUGGCAAAUUCAUUUGAUGGUAUGACCUACUCGGUAAACAGUAUUAUUUACAGAUGGCAAGGAUAUGAAGGCUUUGUAGCAGUUCAUCAUCUUCCAACAUUUGGCUGCAGGGACUGGGAAGCUUUCAACACUACAGGUGGAUCAUACCUCAUGUAUUCAAGUGCAAGGGAGCCACUGUCCAGGGUUCUAAAGCUGAAAACCUUUUGACCUGGAAAUAGAUGGUUUGAUUUCCUGCAAGCAAGAGGCAAACUUAAACCUGGGAAGGAAUACUCUGGCUACUCAGGGUUAGAAGGAGGAAUGUUGGACACAUUGCAGUGGAUUCCAUAGAACAGGUGCUUACUUAGCCUCUCUCAGCUACCCAGAGUAUAAGGCUACUAGGGAGAAGACUGUAAUUCUUUCUCCUGCAAUGUUCCUGCUGUGGACAUGAAAUAUAGAUUUCAGCUGGGCAAUAAGAUUAAUAAUUAAUUGUAACUUUGAUUCAUUAUUCCAAGGUAUACACUUCCAAACAACUUCCAGAUCCCAAAGAACUGCUGAUGUAAUCAGCAUUUAUAUAUAAAGUUGAGAAGGUUUUUGCUAUUAGAGCAAGACACUGGAAACAGGAGGUAUCCUUGGGCACACUUUGGGUUAUUAAUCUAUAAAUCAGAAAAAUGGAACAAAUAGAAGCAUUUGUGCUAAAUCCUUUCAUAUUCCAUACAUACAGAAGCCUCAGCUGGCAUCACAUUAUGGGAAAAGCAUGGAUGUGCACAUUUAUACAUAGUCCAUUCCAUUUGUUUGUAACACAAUCACCAUAAGACCUUAUGCAAUAAGCUGAUAAUGUUUAAAAAACAACAACAAAAAACUGAAGAAGGGUUCCUCAGAAGGUGAGAUUGUGUAGAAUGUGGGACUUCAAAGAGCUGACAUUUUUUGGCUAUUGUAAAGCUUUGUAGCUAUCAAACCAGCUUAAAACAUUAUUUAUGGCUCUAGCUCUUUUGAUUUCAAGGGAGCAGCACUGAGUCAGUCAGACACUCAGAAUAACAAAAAGUGCAGCAGUUAUUCUAGACUGCAUGGUGUGUAUUCCAUACACACACCAUCCAUUAUUCAGGUGCAAGGGCAAGGGUAAAGACCCUGCCCCAAAAAAUUACCUAUGACAGAGAUGAGAGAUGAUAUUCUAGAGGUUGCUGGCCUCUGACCCUCCCCAGCUGUCACAGCCAGUGAUAAUGGAUUAGGGGAACUAUAGGCUGAGAACAUCUAGGGGUCAAACUGUUCCCAAUUCCUGGGUGAUGUGUGUUUUUGCAUUUUUCCAAUUAUAUUUCUUAGAACUGCAGCAUAACUACAAAAAUAAAUAUUCUAAUGACAUUACCCAUUAUUGUGUUACAUUAAGGGAUUGUAGAUAGGUGAUUGUAUAGGCAUUUCCCAUGGUCCAGCAGGCUAGCUAUUUCAUGCCCAGUCAUGCACUGGUUAAGAUACUGGUUGCACAGUCAGUUGGGCAACAAGUGUCUUCAGGAGUAGGGGAAAACCUAUGUGAAUUCCCUUAGUCUCUGAAAAGGAUACUAACCUUUAUACAGUAGCAGCUGUCUAUUUCAGUGCAUACUGACAUUGGGGAAACCAUUAGUCUAUCAGAUGGCCCUGUGCUAUCUUUGUAGUAAGUUCCACACCAGAGUUGUUGGUGCUUCUUCAUUCCUUGCUUUAAUGUUAGUCCUUGAAUAGCCCUCAAAGUAACUUUUACCUGCUGUUGCAAAUGAUUUCAUAAUUGUUUAUAAACAAUAUGUUUAUAUCAUAUAAAAUGAUGCAAUGCACAAUUACAUUUGUUAUGUGGAGAUAAAGUUAUUUAUUAUCCUGAAAAUGUUUGCAACAUUGGAAAUAAAUAUCAAUAAAAUCAGCAGAGUGAUUUUCAUGUCAACCCAAAGGCUCACUACUCCUUCAGAGCUGUUAGCGUAGUCAAAAACCAUACUAGGUGAAAUGAAGGAAUAAAUGCAUUUCCAACUGUCCCUGCCAUGCUGCUCUACAUUACUUUAGUCCUGGAGUACAGAAGUCAGAUUCAAUUUUAUGUUAUUUUUAAAAAUAGAGCAGCUUGAGUAUAAGAACACAGGAAGACCUUUGACAGAUCAAACCAAAAUCCCAUCUAAUCUAGAAUUCUAAUGACUGAAACAAGCACAGGAGAAAAAUUAGCUAAAAGCAGAUAAGUGAAGCCAAAAUUGGCACUAAUUGAUCCCCCUGGGUAUGGCCCAUCAGCUUUAGGCAAUCAUUAGUUUCUUGUGCAUCGUGUCAGUAUGUUAGUACAGUUUUUGUUGGUAAUUAGGAAUAAAAAUCAUUAUACAGUACAUGGAAAAGUUUUUCAGUGUAGGCUAUGUUGCAUGAGAUGGAGAGAAAAACAAGCCUAUUACAAAGCAUCUGGUAUCUAGUCAUUACUUCUAUAUCAUGAGCCUCAGGUCUUACUCCUAACAACUUACUCCUUACUCCUGGUUAUCACAAAUAUUCUUGUAUAUCCACUAAUCCUACAUUUUUCCUUGGCAAAUAUCCCCCUCCCUCUAUCACAUGUAUCCCACAUUCAGUUCUUUCAGAUAGAUACCACAGAACCAGCAUCUGCUUAGUUCCGAGAGCUAGUAGUACGUGAUCAUUCUCAAACAAGCAAAUUUACAGCAGAUAAUUGAUUUUGUGCUGGCUGAAUAGCUCAGUGGUUUAUGUAUUUGGUUAGGAGUUCAGUUCCCCACCAUACCUCCUGGGUCUCGGUCAAGUUGUACAGUUCCAGGACACCCCCAGAAAAAGAGAAUGGUAAACCAAUUCUGAAUGUUCUAUACUUGGAAGGAAAAGG